UGGUUAUCAUCAUCUAGCUCCCACAAGCAGCCUGUUAACUCAGAUACCCGGAAAACAAGAUGUGAUGCAUUUGUGUGGGGCAACACAGUGACACUCAGACACGAGACACCACGCACUCACACAUACACAAAAUGUAGUUUAAACAAGAGCUACUAGCAAUAGUUUGCUCUUUGCUGUCAUUGUGUGAACUCAGUGUAACAGAGGAUACCAAUACGCACCUGUGUUUGGACUUGAAGUGAAUCUGUGAAGUUUUAGAGCACCAGGCUGCCUUCCCCAUAUCUGUGCCUCCUUCCAUGGCUGCCGAUGACUACAACCCUGUCUCCCUCCGACACAAAUCCAAGAGGAAGAUUCGAGGAGGCAAUGGUACAAUGAGCAGGAGGCGGAUCUCGGUCAAAGAGCUGGGUCAGCCGGACCACCAGGGCUGGCUGUACAGGAAGAAAGAGAGCAAAGGCUUCCUGGGCAUCAAAUGGAAGAAGUACUGGUUUGUGCUGAAGAAGACGGCUCUGUACUGGUACAACAACCAGCUGGCGGAAAAGGCUGAGGGCUACAUUGACCUCGCAAACUUCAUGAUCGACCGAGCCAUAGAAUGCAAGAAGAAACAUGCAUUCAAGGCCUGCCACCCACAAGUCAUGAUGUUUUAUUUCGCUGCUGAGAGCCAUGAAGACAUGAACCUGUGGUUAAAUAAGCUCGGGUUAGCCUCCAUUCAGUAUGAGCCAACAGAACAGAACACGGCAGUUGCAGAGUGUUACAGUGAAGCCAGUGACCACGAAGAAGCUGAAAGCACAGAGAUUCCCCCUCCACCGUACUCUGAACAAACCCUGAGGGACUCCGUGGAUGCACCUGUCCCACCUGGAAGCACAAAUCAGGGUACACUUCCUCCCCCCUACUCCUCCGCAGUCCCCAGCGAAGCCACCGGCUCGCUCUCCUCCCCCGUCAGCACCAUGACAUCACAGAGCUCCACCUCCUCGCUCGCCAAGCACCGGCAGUCCUGGUUGGACCUGGUCUCCCAAGCACCCCCUCCAACUGGGGAAACGGCAGUGGUGUGCUCAGUUCAAGUACACUCACCCCGGCUCCCACAAGGGGAGGAAGAGGAGGACCCCCAGGUGUCGGAGAGCUCCUCUCAUCAGGAUUCUCUGGAAGUGGGGUCCCACGAAGAAAGCCCUGCUGCGGAGGGGAAUGCUAUGAGGGUCGUUUCAGGGGCUGAGAGUGAAGGGGAUCGUGGGAACAGCUCAGAUGAGAUGGAGAAGCUGUAUAUUCAUCUAAAAGAGGCCAGCCUCUCGCCAAUAGGAGACCGUAAACCAUCCACGAAAAGGGAGUUUAGGGCCUCCUUUGUAAAACGCUGUAAAAACCACACUGUCAAUGAUAAAUUGCACCAUAUCAGGACCCUCAACAGCACGUUAAAGUCAAAAGAGGCAGACCUAAAUGCCAUAGAGCAGGUGUUGACUGAACCCGGGCUUACCUCAGAAAAGUUCAGAGAGUGGAAGGAAGUCAAUGGACCCUUGCUGCAGGAGAUCUGUGUUAAACAUGACCAGCAGGUGGAACCAGAGGCCACAAAAGCUGCAGCGUCAGUCAUUGCUGUUCCUGUGGUCGAGACCAGUUUAUAAGGACUCCUCAUGACUGCUUUUACUGGACUCAGAGACCUCACACUCACAUACUGUGGACACACACACUGCUGUUUUCAAUUGAGACUACUGUUCCAUAUCAGUGGUUUGUAAGUGCUAUUCAACAAGUAACUGGAUCAAUAAGAGUUGUGUUUUUAGUUCCUAAUUGGACAUUAUAUGAUUAGCAGGUCGCGUUAAAAUGUGAAACGUGUCUUAGUAUUACUUUUAAUGUUCAAUUUGUAAGAUUAGCUCAUUUUACAGAUUGUUUUUAUGAUGUAAUUAUGUGAACCUGUGCAUAUUUUUGGAAUGAUGGAGUACGUUGUAAUAAUGGAUCCAUUGUUUUCUGCGUGGAAACACUUGUGUUUACUGUAUGUUUUAUCUACUUUGACUUCAUCAGUAGUAAACACAUUUUAACUGUUACUGUUCAGUCAAUUAUUGGUGCCAUGCACCUUCACUGCCUGUUACACAUGUGUUUUACAGCGACUGUUUUAAAUGAUUGAUGCAUGUUGUUCGCCCUGUAACUGAUAUAUCUUACUUAUCAUUCCACACUGAACACUGGGGCCAGCACUAACUGAAUAAAUGUUGUCGUGAUAACUUUUGGGUUUUCACUUUUAAAGAGUCAAAGUUUCUAUUACUUGUACUAUAACGUAAUUUAAAGCAAAGACAUAAUAAAUCAAAUCUAGAACAUAAAACCGUAAUGCAAACCUGCUUUGGAGUUUUUCAACCACAAACAUCAACAACUUAAUUUAUAUUGACGUGAAAAAUACUUUAAUACUAACAUAUAUUGUCUACUUGACUUAAGGUAGGAUGUAGUAGUAUUGUUAGCAUAGAAUACAUGACUGAAAAUUCUCAGGGAAAAAAAACGUUAAUAUUGUCCUAGAGAUAGACCACCCGCAGGCUUUUAUAGCGUAGAAUUUCCCCUCUAUCACUUAUAAGCACAGCCACAGCUCCAGAGAGCAACAGGUUUAGGAGAGCUAGAAGGUGGCCAAACCAAGCUCCAGGCACAAAGAUGCAUUUUUUAUAAUCCAUGUUUUAUAUGUUGUUCAUGUUAAAUAUUAACUGUGAAUAUUUGUAUAUGGAUGUGUGACAUUGAUUCUCUGUGAUCUCGAUUCUGGUAUGAAAGUAAUUUCAGAUUGUGCCUAUUUGUAUACAGGGAAAUAAAGUGUUAUCAAAAAAA
Gymnodraco acuticeps is the source of this 2778-nucleotide messenger RNA. It is a transcript of the gene ipcef1, whose product is annotated as interaction protein for cytohesin exchange factors 1. NCBI's taxonomy places the organism in Eukaryota, Metazoa, Chordata, Actinopteri, Perciformes, Bathydraconidae. Bases 294 to 1604 code for a protein of 436 amino acids. The transcript is spliced from 11 exons. The record is from RefSeq and is a predicted model, not a curated record.